Thunnus maccoyii (southern bluefin tuna) is the source of this 866-nucleotide messenger RNA. Its product is annotated as ecto-ADP-ribosyltransferase 4-like. Lineage: Eukaryota; Metazoa; Chordata; Actinopteri; Scombriformes; Scombridae. The record is from RefSeq and is a predicted model, not a curated record. The transcript has 2 exons. Gene Ontology annotation, molecular function: NAD+-protein-arginine ADP-ribosyltransferase activity; NAD+ poly-ADP-ribosyltransferase activity. Bases 1 to 726 code for a protein of 241 amino acids.
AUGUUUGAGAGCAGAGCUAACUCCAGCUCAUUUCCACUGGACAUGGCUGAUAAAUCUGUUGAUGACAUGUACUGUGGCUGCGACAAGAAGAUGGAGGACAAGGUCAAGACAAAGUAUUUCAAAAAAGAGAGUGAGGGUAAAUUUAAAGAAGCCUGGAAAACAGCAGAAAAAUGUUCAAACGAAAAGAAAGACCCAGAGGAUAAGGCUCUCACCAAGAACCACCUGAAGGCAAUCUGUGCUUAUACAUAUAUUUUCUUUCAUAGUGAAUUCAAUCAAGCAGUGCGGACCAAUAGGAGCAUCUAUGGCAGCUCCUUCAAAUUCCACUAUUUACAUUUCUGGCUGACUACUGCCAUACAAACCCUGAAAAAAAACCAAAGCUGUCAGACUGCUUAUCGAAGAACCGCGGAUGAUUACACUGGCAAAGUUCACAACAUCAUUCGGUUUGGUACGUUUGCCUCCAGCUCUAAACUAACAAACCUUUAUCAAUUUGGUAACAAGACCUGCUUUAAGAUUGAGACCUCUUCAGGAGCUUACCUGAAGAAUUAUCCAACCUAUGGAACAAAGGAGAAAGAGGUGCUUAUCCCCCCCUAUGAAACAUUCAAGAUAACCAAGAUUAUUGAAGGUCGGAAUAACUUUCCAGAUCUGAAGUAUUGUGAGAAGGUCUUUGUUUUGAAGAGUGAACUCAAAGAUGUGAGUAACCUAAACUGCAAACUUGCACCCAAAUGAGAGAGCAGAGUUUUCUUCUACUGAUGGAGAAAAUGCAAUAAAAUGAGUUUUGUUCUGUAAACUUCAUAAAUCAAUCAAUAAAUCUAUAAAUCGAUACAACAGCUGUACUGAAGUCAAUCAUCGUGCAUCACAACAUCAUC